GUUGUUUCUAGCCACUGCCGACGGGCUCAAUUGACUGACUGGUGGGAAAGAGUGGCUAGAAAUUUCUUUUGGGAUAUCGCGUCGAGUUUGGAUCCUGUCGUGCGUGUUUUGUGCCGUACAGAACUCAAUCGCCGCCACGUGAGCUAUCUGUCUCGAUGAUUGAUGAUGCGGCGGUGACUGAGAGCUGUAGAACGCUCUUCGGUGCAAGCAAGCGCCGCAGUGGAUCCCGUUGGAGUCAAUGCCUUUGCUCCCAUUUCCUAUUACAUUCCGGCAUCGAUGCGCAAACCUGAUCACCGAUAACCUGUGAGAGAAAUCAGAUCUAGCUGUCUCUAGCUUUGCCCCCAAUUAGUCUGGGAAGAAGAUGGCGAUGAUAUUGGAGGCCUUCGUCUCAAAAUUUGCUGAAAUGCUGGGCGAGUUGGCGAAGGAGGUUGACAUGCUCUUAGGUGUGCCUGGCGAGAUCCAAAAGCUCCAGAACAAGCUCCGUAAGGUCAGCAAAGUCCUUGCCGAUGCCGAGAGGAGGAGGAUCAAUGAUGAGGCCAUUGAUGACUGGAUCAAGCAGCUCAAUGAUUUUAUGUACGAUGCGGAUGACAUCCUCGACCUCUGUCGCAUUGAGGCGGACAAAUGUAGCGAAGGAUCUUCGUCCACUUCUUGGUUGCGCUUCCCCUUUUCCUUUCUCCCUUGGUUCCGAAAGCCUCUAGUUUCUCAUGAGAUUGGCACGAACAUUAGAGAGCUCAAUCAGAAGCUUGGGGAGAUUUCGAGGUGGAGGUCUGAAUUCAAUCUCGAGCUCACCACCCCUGACAAGCAGCAAGGGACAUCUCAAAUUAGUCGCAAGACAUCUCCUGUAGUUGAGAUUGAUAUUGUAGGAUCUACAAUUGAAAAGCACACUCAGAGCUUGGUUGAUUCGCUAAUUAAGGAUGACGGACGGAGAAACAUUCUUGUUUUCGCAGUUGUGGGUCCUGGGGGAAUUGGCAAGACCACGCUCGCUAAAAGAAUAUAUAAUGACCAGAGGAUUCAGGAGGGGUUCUCAGUGAAGAAGUGGGUGUGUGUAUCGCAAGAGUUUGAUGAGAUAAAUUUGCUGAAAGAUAUCAUCGGUGAUGCCCAGGAGCAGAGUAGGUCCUCGCUUGAGCCCAAAGUCGAGAGCAGUCUUAGGGGUAAGAAGCUGUUUCUUGUUCUUGAUGACGUUUGGACUGCAAAGGUUUGGUGUGACUUGUUGCAUAACACGCUAAAUAGUUGUGUUGCUGGCAGUAGGAUCCUUGUUACUACAAGAAAUGAACAGAUCGCGAUGCAGAUGUUGGCAGUGAACAUCCAUCACGUUGACAAAUUGUCUUUAGAGGAUAGUUGGUUAUUGCUUUGCAAGAAGGUGUUCCUGACAGGAGUGAGGUCGAGAUCCAGCAUCUCAAGGACAUAG
Phoenix dactylifera (date palm) is the source of this 1408-nucleotide messenger RNA. The record is from RefSeq and is a predicted model, not a curated record. Lineage: Eukaryota; Viridiplantae; Streptophyta; Magnoliopsida; Arecales; Arecaceae.